UCUAAAGUGACCAAUUAUAGUUAUAAAGUAAUCACCUACAAGUUUAAAAUGAUCACUUUUUAUAGUAUAAUUGAAGUCAUCAUUAACAAUCUUAAAAAACAUUAUUAAUUAUUAAUUUUUAUUGUUUUUAUAUGAAUAUUAUUAAUUAUUGUUUUGUUUUGAAUCAAUUAAUCACACUAAUUAGGAUGACAAACGAUCGUUCUUGGAUGUAUGGAAGCAUUGAAUCGUCGGAAUUUAUUGAUGGCGUAUUAGAAUUUUGUAGUAUUGCGGUUGAACAUCAAGUUAGGACGGGGGGAGUUGGUUUUUAUUACCCAUGUGUCAGUUGUGGCAAUGUAUCAAAGGUAGAUAGUGUUGAUAUCCUUAGUGAGCACAUACUUCGACAUGGGUUUAGGCCUCAAUAUCAUGUUUGGGUUUGGCAUGGUGAGGAGGGAGUUUACAAAGAGAAAAGUGUUGUUGAGGGCGUCAAUAAUGUGGCCGAUGUCAAUGAGGAUGUAGUAGAUCAUGUUGAUAGGUAUGAGACAGAUGAAGAGAAUGUCGAUGAGGAUGUGGAUCGUGUUGAUGAGAUGAUGGAGGGAGUCGAGGAUGAGUUAGGAAAACGUCCUCGUGUUUUUGACUUGUUGACAGAGGCUUCUCAAAAGCCUUUGUACCCUGGAUGUACAAAGUUCACCAAACUAACAGCAGUCUUGACAAUUUUCAACAUUAAGUCAAAGUUCAAUUGGAGUGACGCUAGUUUCACAAUGUUAUUAGAAGCGUUAGGUGAGAUGCUUCCUGAGGGAAAUGAACUUCCAAAGUCGACAUAUUAUGCCAAAAAGCUCAUGUGUCCUUUCGGCUUAGAGUACCAGAAGAUUCAUGCGUGUCCGAAUGAUUGUGUGUUGUAUCGGAAUGAAAACGAGAACUUAGAAGAGUGUCCUAGGUGUGGGUUAUCACGCUACAAGCGUAAAGGGGCUCGGGAUGCUAAAGGGCCCCCGGCUAAGGUAUUGUGGUAUCUUCCAAUAAUACCUAGAUUCAAGCGCUUGUUUUCUAUAAAGAAAGAUGCGUUAAAUUUGAGGUGGCAUGCAGAUAGGGUGAAGAAAGGUCACUUGCUCACACAUCCAUCUGAUUCUCCGGAGUGGAAGAGUAUUGAUAGGUUGUAUAAGACUUUUGGGGAUGAGGUUCGUAAUUUAAGGCUCGGACUAUGUACGGAUGGAAUGAACCCGUUCGGCAAUCUUAGUUCUCAACAUAGUACUUGGUCGGUAUUUUUAGUGAUCUAUAAUUUGCCACCUUGGUUGUGUAUGAAGCGUAAGUACAUAAUGCUUUCGCUUCUUAUCUCAGGUCCUAAACAACCUGGCAAUGACAUAGAUGUGUAUCUUGCACCUCUCGUUGAGGAUUUGAGAAAGAUGUGGGAUGAAGGCGUUUCAGUGUUUGAUCCAUAUGCUAAUGAGGAGUUCACCUUGCGUGCAAUGCUUUUAUGCACCGUUAAUGAUUUUCCGGUAUAUGGCAACUUAUCGGGGUAUAAGAACAAAGGGAAGAAAGCAUGCCCGAUAUGUAUGGAUGACAUGGAAUCCACGUGGAUUCCUAAGUGCAAACACGUAUUCAUGCACCAUCGAAAGUUCUUCCCACGAGACCAUCAAUAUCGUAAGAAGAAGAAGUUGUUCAAUGGGGAGGUUGAGGACCGUGUAGCUCGUCGACCGUUGACCGGUUAUGAGGUUUAUGAACAGGUUAAGGGAGUUGAGACUGUAUUUGGUAAAACAGGGCAAGUGCAAGGAGGUGAAGGCCGAUUAUGGAAAAAAGAAUCAAUCUUUUGGAAGCUUCCAUAUUGGAGAGAUCUACAGGUUAGGCAUUGUCUUGACGUUAUGCAUAUAGAGAAAAAUGUAUGCGAUGCCAUACUAGGGACUCUCAUGAACAUUCCGGGUAAGACAAAAGAUGUUAGGGCCGUGCGAGAUUGGUUUGAUUGUAAGGGUCUUCGUCCGGAGUUGUGGGCACAUGUUAAGGUGAGUAAGAAAAGAAAUAGAGCUGAUGAUGAAGUUGGUGGCAGUAAGAAGAAGAUGCUUAAUGAAAAAGUUUAUUUGCCUCCAGCUUGCUACACAUUGUCCAAAGCAGAGAAGCGGACAUUUUGUGAGUGUUUGUAUGGCAUUAAGGUUCCGUCUGGGUACUCAUCCAACAUGAAGAGAUUUGUUAGCCUAAAUGGUGAGCUGAAGUUGGGAAGCAUGAAAUCUCACGAUUGCCAUGUAAUGAUGCAAGUGUUCUUACCAAUUGAAAUCCGUGGAAUACUGCCAAAACAUGUGAGAUAUGCUAUUACCGAGCUAUGUUCGUUCUUCAACACAAUUUGUAGUAAAGUUCUUGAUCCCUUUAAACUUGAUGCACUUCAACUCGACGUGAUUGUAACUUUAUGCAAGUUUGAGAUGUAUUUUCCACCUUCUUUCUUUGACAUAAUGGUUCAUCUUAUUGUCCAUCUCGUUCGUGAGAUCAAACUUUUGGGUCCAGUUUUUUUAAGGUGGUGUUAUCCUUUUGAAAGACACAUGGGUGUUUCACGAAACAAGGUGAGGAAUCCAGCACAACCCGAGGGGAGUAUGAUUCAAGGCACUGUGAGCGAUGAGAUUAGUAACUUUAUAGCCGAGUAUUUGGCCAUGGCAAAGCCUAUUGGACUUCCCACCUCUAGACAUGAAGGAAGGCUUGAGGGAAAAGGAACAAUUGGCUCCAAAUCGGUCACACCUCCUCGAGAAAGCCUUCUACAAGCACACUUGUAUGUGUUGCAUCAUAUUCCGGAAGUUCAUCCUUUUUUGAGUGAGCAUUUUGAUAUAUUGCGCGCAAAACAUCCUUCUAAAGGGGAUAGGGCAUUGAUGCAGUUGCAUAACAAGACGUUUAUUAAUUGGUUUCAUAAUCGAGUAAUAUGCGAAGAACUCAAGGGUGUAUCCAAAAUUGUUAAGUGGUUAGCUUUUGGUCCUCGUGAUGAUGUCAACAAAUAUGAGGGUUACGAUGUCAAUGGCUUCACAUUUUGGACUGAGGGUCAAGACAAGAAGUCAUCGUAUCUACAGAAUAGUGGGGUUUCUAUUUUGGCGUCAUCUACAUUUUACGCGAGUGCGAAGGAUCAAGCGCCGGUUGAUGCUAAAUUGGUAUACUACGGGCGGGUACAUGAAAUAUGGGAGCUUGACUACUCUACUUUCAAUAUUGGUCUUUUCAAAUGUAAGUGGGUAGAUAAUAAUCGACGAUGCAUAAAAAAUGACGACCCUUGUGGAUUCACUCUUGUAGACUUAGCUCGGUUGCGUGAUAGUGAGGAGCCAUUCAUACUAGCCACACAAGCCAAGCAAGUAUUCUACAUUGUAGACCCGUCUGAUAAAAAAUGGUCUAUUGUUGUACCGGGAAAAAGAAGCAUUCUUGGUAUAGGUGAUGUUGAGGAUGAGGAAGAAUAUGAAGCUUUUGAAGACUCCCCUCCCUUUAUCAAUCCAAUAUCAGUGGAUCAAGAUGAUGUAGAUGAUGUAGAUGUUGGUUAUAUGCGUGUAGAUCACACGGAAGGAAUACAUUUGAAUUAAGUGAUUCACAAGGUACUGAUAUAUAAUGCAUCUAUUCAGAGACGAAAUUGUCCCCGAGAUUGAGACCUCGGAUAAUGAGCAUCGUAGUUACGACAGUGAAGAGGACCAAAUUGUGAGAUUCGAGUGUAUGGCUGAAGACGCUCCACCUCUA
Molecule: messenger RNA, 3660 nt
Organism: Amaranthus tricolor (Joseph's coat)
Lineage: Eukaryota; Viridiplantae; Streptophyta; Magnoliopsida; Caryophyllales; Amaranthaceae
Exons: 2
Coding region: 132-3509 (1125 amino acids)
Source: RefSeq, a predicted model, not a curated record